ACAAAAGUGAAUUGCUAACAGGUUAAAGUAGAGACUGUUGUAAAGUCAUUGUGAUGCAUAAAUGUUCUAUUCUAGAAUCACACAGUGAUAUUUCUAUGUGAGGCUGCUCAGAGAUUUAUCUUUAACCCAGCAAACCAGAGGCAAAGUGGCAUCCAAAAACUGAGAAAACUUCUCCUAUUUCCAAAAAGCAAAGAUGAGUGAACAAAAACAGUCUUCGUGCGACUGUUACAACAACUUUCUGAGUGGAGAAUUUUGUGAUGCAGUCAUUAAGGUGGAGGAUGCAGAAUUUAAAAUCCACAAGGUCAUCCUGUGUAACUGUACACCAUACUUCAGAGCUCUCUUCUCACGCUGGUCAGGCCCAAAUCAGAAGGUCUACAACAUACCUGGCCUGUCCCCUGCCAUGAUGCAGCUCAUCAUCGAGUUUGCGUACACCAACUCAGUUUCUGUGACGGAGGACAACGUCCAGGAGCUUCUGCUGGCGGCUGAUCAGCUCAACGUGAUGGGCGUCGUACAAGCCUGCAGCGACUUCAUCGGGGAGCAGCUCUGCCCAGAGAACUGCGUCAAUAUCUGGCAUUUCACGAAAAUCUGCAUCUCCCCCAAGCUGCAGCAAAAGGCCUACCGCCACAUCAUUGAUCACUUUGAGGACGUUGUUACCUGUGAUGAGUUCCUGGAGGUCUCUGUGGAGGAAUUCGUUGACAUCCUCGACAGAGACGACCUCAGUGUGAGAGAGGAGAGCACUGUGUACGACGCUGUGAUGAGAUGGAUCAGUCACGCAGCUGAAGAACGACAAAGACACAUUGCUGCUCUCUUGCUGAAGGUCCGUCUGGCUCUGAUGAGUGAAGAUUACAUCGCAAACCAUUUGCAGUCCAAUGAGCUGCUGAAGAACAACGAAGACUGCCAGACCUUGAUCAGUACUGCCAAAAGACUCCAACAUCACCUGGUCACGUCCAGGCCCUCCCCGUAUGGCCUCUCCAACCGCCUCGCCUGUCCCCGCCUGCCUAACGCCAUCUUACUGGCCACCGGCGGCUGGAGCGGUGGUGAUCCGACUAACAGCAUCGAGGCGUACGACUUCAAGGCCAACAACUGGAUAGACAUUACAAACUACCAGGAACAUCCUCGAGCCUACCACGGCACCGCCUUUCUCAACGGGUAUGUCUACUGCAUUGGAGGCUUCGACAGGGUGGAGCACUUCAACAGCGUGCGCAGGUUGGACCUGACAACACGGACCUGGCAAGAGGUGGCGCCCAUGCACUGUCGCCGCUGCUACGUGAGUGUGACGGUGCUGAAUGGGUGCAUCUACGCCAUGGGAGGCUACGAUGGACAAGUACGACUCAACUCUGCAGAGCGCUACCAACCCCAAACCAACCAGUGGACCUUUAUUGCACCCAUGUUUGAGCAGAGGAGCGAUGCCAGCUGCGCAACGCUCGAUGGAAAGGUUUACAUUUGUGGAGGAUUCAAUGGGAACGAGUGCCUGCAGACAGCAGAGUAUUACAUCCCAGAGGUCAAUCAAUGGACGCUGAUCUCUCCCAUGACCGUCCGGCGCAGCGGAGUGGGUGUCAUUGCGUAUGCAGAUCAUGUCUUUGCAGUUGGAGGCUUUGAUGGCAGCAACCGUCUGUGCACCGCUGAGGCCUACAACCCGCUGGUCAACACCUGGACCCAGGUGUCCUCCAUGGUAACCCCACGCAGCAACUUUGGCAUCGAGGUCCUCAAUAGUCGCCUCUUUGUUGUCGGGGGCUUCAACGGCUUCACCACCACCUACAAUGUCGAGUACUACGACAUCACAACGAACGAGUGGACCGAGGCCCAUGACAUGGACAUCUUCCGCAGCGCCCUGAGCUGCUGCGUGAUUUACGGACUCCCCAACAUGGCCGAAUAUGCCGCCUCACGUGACCUCCUGCCACUUGCACUCCUGGAGGAAGAAGAGAGGGAGUCUUCUGACUCAGAUUAAGUCUCAUGCUGCUUUUAGCACAGUCCUGCCAUGUGCCACCUUCCAACACUGGCAAGAUUGUGAGACAUAAAGAAAUUAAAUAUCUUGCAUUUAACUGCUGUUGAACUGAGCAUUUUUACAGAUAUUUCUAGAAAUUGCCAACUAAACUUUCAAGUUUUAUCUUAUGUGAGUGGUGUCCAACCUGCAAACACAUGCUAGUGCAACAAUCACCACUUUAAAAGAUUAAAAAUUCAACAAGGAACGUUGGCUAUUUCUGUUCUCAAAGACAAACUGGUCAUUAAUCUGAUGGUCAGUUGAGACCAUUACAGUUUUCUCAUCAUACCACACACAUGGGAAGUUUUCAUUUUUGUUCCCUCUUACUGGCUGACAGACAAAACGAGACUGUAGUAAAGGAAGAAAAAGAGACACUAGCAAGACAGAGAGAAUGAUGGAAACAUGUUCAAGGGAAAAAAAUGGCAGCCAGAGAUUCAGUCUCAGCAUAAGUUAGUGCUGUUACAUGACUUUCUGGCUGAUGUCAAGGACUGGAUGUUCCACAAUCUCCUCCAACUAUAUUUGGACAAAACUGGGAUUAUUCAGGGGGAAGAAAAGCUUGAAUGACUUCAGUCUGUCCUUCUCUGUUUUGCCGCAUGCACUUCCCUCUCUCUCGGCCUCUCGCUCUGUCUCUCUCCUAAUCUUUCUCUUCCUCCCUUUCCCUCCUCUGCUCUCCCUCUUUUUGUCUUCCUCUUUAUCUCACAGACAAAGCAUUGGUUGCUCGCUUUUUUUUUUUUUUGGUCAGAGUCACCUUGAGGCAAAGAGUGCAGAGUUUGUCUGUGUGUUUGAGUGCAUCUGCAUAGGAAUAUAAAGAGUGAGAGUACAUACAGGACAUUUCUGAUCAUUUAUAUUUAUGUAGACACAUACUGGAGGGAUAAACAAUGUUCCUGUUUGCACAAAGCACGACUGGACUCUGAAAGUAGUUUCUUCCAGUGGCUUCAUCUGAGAAAACCAAAGAGUUGCACGUGUUUAUCGGGUACAAAGCAGACUUUUCAUUGACAACGUUGUUUGAGUGACUGGGAAUUUCAACUUGUGAGAACUGAAUAAUGAGCAAAUCAUUUAUAAAGAUAUACACUGUGUUUUAUAAUGAGCCUUAAAUGGUUUUGUUUUUACUAUAUUUCGAACUGAAAACAUCUGAACACAUAAAGGCAACACAGUCCAGAAAUUGCCAUUGUCGUCUCACCAUGAAUCAGCAGAAUCCACACUGAUGAGCAAAGCAGAAGGACGGCUCACAGAAAUCUCCCUUCAAAGUCAUAUUAAUUUAUACUCUGUACUGUUAUUUAGUACUUAAUCACUAAAUAAUCGCACUUUUAACUUUAAACUAAUGUUGGAGGUUACAGUUAGAAAACAAAAGCAGAGUGUAGUUUCAGUUAAUAGAAAGGCAAAUAUUAAUAGCAGACCUGAGAUAGGCCAUAAAUUGAUUGACUAAUUCAG
Molecule: messenger RNA, 3412 nt
Organism: Amphiprion ocellaris (clown anemonefish)
Lineage: Eukaryota; Metazoa; Chordata; Actinopteri; Pomacentridae
Product: kelch-like protein 10
Exons: 5
Coding region: 194-1948 (584 amino acids)
Molecular function (GO): protein binding
Source: RefSeq, a predicted model, not a curated record